Messenger RNA from Pipistrellus nathusii (Nathusius's pipistrelle), 1077 nucleotides. The record is from the annotation of a GenBank genome assembly. NCBI's taxonomy places the organism in Eukaryota, Metazoa, Chordata, Mammalia, Chiroptera, Vespertilionidae.
AUGGUGAAGCUGUUCAUCGGAAACCUGCCCCGGGAGGCCACCGAGCAGGAGAUCCGCUCGCUCUUCGAGCAGUACGGGAAGGUGCUGGAGUGCGACAUCAUUAAGAACUACGGCUUCGUGCACAUAGAGGACAAGACGGCGGCCGAAGAUGCCAUCCGCAACCUGCACCACUACAAGCUGCACGGGGUGAACAUCAACGUGGAGGCCAGCAAGAACAAGAGCAAGACCUCCACCAAGCUGCACGUGGGCAACAUCAGCCCCACUUGUACCAACCAAGAGCUCCGGGCCAAGUUCGAGGAGUACGGCCCGGUCAUCGAAUGUGACAUCGUGAAAGAUUACGCCUUCGUCCACAUGGAGCGGGCCGAGGACGCGGUCGAGGCCAUCAGGGGCCUUGACAACACAGAGUUUCAAGGCAAAAGAAUGCAUGUGCAGUUGUCCACCAGCCGCCUUCGGACUGCGCCGGGGAUGGGAGACCAGAGCGGCUGCUAUCGGUGUGGGAAGGAGGGGCACUGGUCCAAAGAGUGUCCGAUAGAUCGUACGGGCCGCGUGGCAGACUUGACUGAGCAGUAUAACGAACAGUACGGAGCUGUGCGCACGCCUUACACCAUGGGCUAUGGGGAGUCCAUGUAUUACAACGAUGCAUAUGGAGCACUGGACUACUACAAGCGUUACCGGGUCCGCUCUUACGAGGCAGUGGCGGCGGCAGCAGCAGCUUCUGCGUACAACUACGCAGACCAGACCAUGUCCCAUCUGCCUCAAGUCCAGAACACGGCUGUGACCAGUCACCUCAACUCCACUUCUGUUGAUCCCUACGACAGACACCUGCUGCCGAACUCCGGUGCUGCUGCCACCUCAGCUGCUAUGGCUGCUGCCGCGGCCCCUUCUUCCUAUUACGGGAGGGACAGGAGCCCCAUUCGUCGUGCUGCAGCUGUGCUCCCCGCAGUGGGAGAGGGCUACGGUUACGGGCCAGACAGUGAGCUGUCUCAGGCUUCGGCAGCUGCACGGAAUUCCCUGUAUGACAUGGCCCGGUAUGAGCGGGAGCAGUAUAUGGACCGAGCGCGGUACUCAGCCUUUUAA